Messenger RNA from Limanda limanda (common dab), 723 nucleotides. It is a transcript of the gene ch25hl1.2, whose product is annotated as cholesterol 25-hydroxylase like 1, tandem duplicate 2. Gene Ontology annotation, molecular function: steroid hydroxylase activity; C-4 methylsterol oxidase activity; iron ion binding. The transcript has a single exon. Bases 1 to 723 code for a protein of 240 amino acids. The record is from RefSeq and is a predicted model, not a curated record. Gene Ontology annotation, biological process: sterol biosynthetic process; cholesterol metabolic process. Lineage: Eukaryota; Metazoa; Chordata; Actinopteri; Pleuronectiformes; Pleuronectidae.
AUGAAUAUGGAUGUCAGUGCAGAUCUUUGGAUGGGAUGCUUGGGAAACGACUCUUUGCUGCAGCCUGUGUGGGACAGUCUGAGGCUCAACUACAGGGACUAUUUGAGAUCUCCCCUCUUCCCCAUUGUUCUGAGUGUGUCCACAUUGCUGCACUGUGCAGGCGUCACUUUGUACAACCAUGUGUUCCUAGUGCUCACGGCAUCAGUGGCCCAGUGGGCAUGGAGGCCAGACAUUGACCUCCCGGACCAGGCUCCCUUCCUGAUGGAACUGACAGCUGGAGUGAUCGGCAACCUCCUGCUCUUUGACUUCCAGUACUUCAUCUGGCACCUGCUCCACCACAUGAUCCGUUGGCUGUACGUCACUUUCCACGCCAUCCACCAUAAUUACACGUCCCCCUUUGCUCUCGCCACUCAGUGUCUCGGCGGCUGGGAGCUGAUCACGAUCGGCUUUUGGACAACCCUGAACCCUGUGAUCCUGCAAUGCCACCUUCUCACCACAUGGGCCUUCAUGGUGGUGCACGUCUACGUUUCUAUAGAGGAUCACUGUGGCUAUGAUUUCCCCUGGUCGACAUCACGUCUGAUACCAUUUGGCAUCUACGGAGGGCCCAGCAAGCACGACGUGCACCACCAGAAACCAAACACCAACUUUGCACCACACUUCUGCCACUGGGACAAAAUAUUUGGCACAUAUGCUGAUGUCAGCUUCUCUUCAUCUAUAAAAUAA